AUGGCCUCGGGUGGCUCAGGUACUGGCACUCCCAACAGCCGCGCCUCGAUCGAGAGCACUCGCACCACUGGCAGUGCCGAUUGGCCUACGCACCCCUACGAACUCAACACCAUCGCACAGCUCGACACUCUCCCUAUUGGCACUGAAGUCACCUUCCGUGCCCGCAUUGAGACUCAGCGUCCUCUCUCCAAGGUCCUCGACUUCCUCCUCCUGCGCGACCAGACCCACUCCGUCCAGGGCGUCCUCGCCGGUGAUGCCACUAAUGCCGACUUCAUUCGCUGGGUUCGCAAGCUGGGCUCUGAGUCUCUCGUCCAGAUCUCCGGCUUCCUCAAGGAGCCCCCGGGACCCAUCCGAUCGGCUACUCAUGCCGGUGUUGAGGUCGACAUUGAUUCCGUCUAUCUGGUCAACGCCGCCCACAACCUACCAUUCAGCAACUACAAGCCCCCGGAGACGCUCCGCAACCGCAUGACGUCGCGCAUUCUCGAUCUCCGACACCCAUCCAACCAGGCUGUCUUCCGUGUCCGCUCCCUUGUCUCUCGCAUCUUCCGCCAGACUCUUGAGGACCGAGGCUUCGUCGAGAUCAAUACCCCCAAGCUCCAGCCCGCUGCUACUGAGAGUGGAGCUUCUGUCUUCGCUGUCAACUACUUUGGGCGCCGAGCCUUCCUCGCCCAGAGCCCCCAGCUUGCCAAGCAGAUGGCUAUCUCGGCCGACUUUGGCCGCGUCUUUGAAAUCGGCCCCGUGUUCCGCGCCGAGAACUCCAACACCCAUCGCCACUUGACCGAGUACACGGGUCUCGACAUUGAGAUGGCCAUUGAGCGUGACUACCAUGAGGUCAUUGAAGUCCUCGAUGAGUUCCUCAAGUCCGUCUUCAAGGCCGUCUACAGCAUGCCCGAGAUUGAGGUCCUUAAGAAGCGAUGGCCCAGCGGCGAGUUCAAGUGGCUCGAGAAUACUCUCAUUCUUCCAUUCUCAGAGGGCAUUCAGAUGCUGCGUGAUGACGGACGCGAUGUUGAGGAGGAGGAUCUUUCGACCCCUGACGAGAUGCGCCUUGGUCAGCUCGUCCUCGAGAAAUAUGACACCGACUACUAUGUCCUCGACAAGUUCCCCACCAACGCUCGCCCCUUCUACACAGCCAAGGACCCCGAGAACCCCAAGUGGACUCGAUCUUUCGAUAUCUUCAUCCGCGGCCAGGAAAUCAGCUCUGGUGGCCAGCGUAUCCACAACGCCGAGGAGCUGCGUGCUAACAUGGCCGAGGCUGGCAUUUCCGAUGAAGGCAUGGAAGACUACCUUUCCGCCUUUGACCUCGGAGCUCCGCCGCACGCGGGUGCCGGUCUUGGUCUCGAGCGCAUUGUCGCCUGGAUGCUUGAGUUGGGCGAUGUCCGCUACGCUUCCCUCUUCCACCGAGACCCCCGCUCGUUGCCGGCCAAGGCGCCUGGCCUGCCCCACCCGGAGGCCGACACCACGAAGCCCCACCCCGAGGGUCCUCCGGCGCUUGAGAAGCUCAUCGCCAAUUACGGCGACGCCUCCAACACUUCAUGGCUUGACGAACGGUUCAAGAUCUGGCGACACUCCUCCGGUGCGGCUAUUGGAUACGUUCCGCAGGAGAAGUUUGCUAUGGUCACGGGCGACCCACUCUGCGACCAGAGCCAGUACGCCGAAGUCAUCCGCGACUUUGUCAAAUACCUCGUGUCUGAGCUGCGUCUGACGCCUGUCUGGAUGCUUGUUUCGAUGGAGGUACAGAAGAUCCUCGCGCGCGAACUCAGCUGGAGGACUCUUUCGUGCACUGAGGAGCAGCGAGUCGAUGCGGAUCGUCAGCAACUCGCCGCUGCCAACCAGGCCAACGGUAUGAGUGCCAAGGCUCGUCGUGUCGAGCGCGAGGGCAUCAAGAUCCACGAGGUCAAGGCUGAUGACGACUUCAUCGCCCGUACCAAUCCGGCCAUCGAGGCUUGGAAGGGUUCACGCAAGGGCAAGCAGGUCCAUCUCACCGAGGUGCGCCCUUGGGUUGACCCUGAGCACCGCCGCUACUUUGCCGCCGAGAAAGAUGGCAAAGUUCUGUCUCUCGUGGUGCUGCACAAGUUGGCACCUCGCCAUGGCUGGCAGGUCAAGUGGGCACUCGACUUCCCUGGUGCCACCAACGGCGCCAUCGAGGUGCUCAUUGGACACGCUCUGUCGACCGUCAGUGGCAAGGUGACCUUCGGCGUGGGUGUCUCAGAGAAGCUGACACCUGGUGAGCAUCUCCACGGUAUUCGUGCCCGCUUCCUUGCGGCCACAUACCGCUCCAUCGUCGACAGCCUCGGCCUGCGACGCAAGGCCAGCUUCCGUACCAAGUUCGGAGCCCUUGGCGAGGAGGUUUACAUCUGCUACCCGAAGCAUGGUGUCGGCCUGCGUGACCUGCAGCAGAUCAUCAAGUUCUUCCAGGACUAG
Ilyonectria robusta is the source of this 2421-nucleotide messenger RNA. RefSeq lists its product as uncharacterized. Gene Ontology annotation, molecular function: ATP binding; RNA binding; aspartate-tRNA ligase activity. Gene Ontology annotation, cellular component: cytoplasm; cytosol; aminoacyl-tRNA synthetase multienzyme complex. Gene Ontology annotation, biological process: aspartyl-tRNA aminoacylation. The record is from RefSeq and is a predicted model, not a curated record. Lineage: Eukaryota; Fungi; Ascomycota; Sordariomycetes; Hypocreales; Nectriaceae. The transcript has a single exon. Bases 1 to 2421 code for a protein of 806 amino acids.